AUGAGCAAAACAGAAGGGGGCAACACGAGCAUGCGGGCGCGAAACUUCACUCAAAGGGAGCUUGACGCAGUGUCCCGUUCCUCUUAUUUCCAGCGCAUGUUACCAGAGCGUGAGGAGCAAGGAAGGGUUUAUGAUGCUGUGUUCCAUCUCAGGGAGGGGUAUGAACCCAAAGUGUCACGUGAUGACAAGGCUGUGAACCUUACACUGAACAUUAAUAAGGAGGAAAGGGGUAGACGGGUGCCUGUCCUCUCAUCGUCUAUGUACGGCUGGCAUGUAGACAAACCCCUGGAGGCUCCCUACAAGAAGAAUGUAUCACUGGUGUUCCUGAUCAGCGGAUUGAUCAUCCUGGGCUAUGCUUCAUCCAUCAGCAGAAAGAAUACCUAUCAGGACGUGGUGCGAGAGGUGUGUGGGGGGGCCAUCGGCCAGCUGUGUGAGGUCUGCUUCUGCUUCAACCUCUUCAUGAUCUCUGUGGCCUUCCUGGUGGUGGUGCAGGACCAGCUAGACAAACUGUGUGUGUCUCUGUAUGAGACGGUGACGGGGUCCUCAGAGGGUGAGAUACCGUACCACUGGUACACGGACCAACGGUUCCACCUCUUCAUCAUGUGCCUCAUCUUCAUCCUCCCUCUCUCCAUCCCCAAAGAGAUUGGCAUCCAGAAAUACACCAGUGUGCUGGGCACUCUGGCUGCUACAUAUCUCUGUGUGGCUGUCAUUGUCAAAUACUACAUGAUGGACGAACAUUCAGCCGUCAUUACCCCAGAGCACAGUGAAGGAAAAGAUUCAUGUGCCUCAAUGUUCAGCGUCGUCCCCACCAUCUGUUUUGGCUUCCAGUGCCAUGAGGCCUGUAUAGCCAUCUACAGCAGCAUGGAGAACAAGAAGCUCUCCCAUUGGGUGAUCAUCUCUGUGAUCUCUAUGUUCUUCUGUCUGCUCAUCUACACCCUUACAGGUAUCUUUGGCUUCCUGACGUUUGGGCGCACAGUGGCGGCUGAUAUUCUGAUGUCAUAUCCUGGAAAUGAUGUGGUCAUGAUCAUUGCCAGACUGCUAUUUGGAAUAUCAAUCAUCACCAUCUAUCCAAUUAUACUUCUGUUGGGAAGGUCUGUCAUUCUGGACCUGAUGUUGCGAAUUCGUCGCCAUCGGCGCGGUGGGGUCACACACUCGUUUGAGAACCGCUGCAGAGUGAUUCUGACUGUCAUCUGGAUCACAAUCACCCUCCUCAUCGCCAUGUUCGUCCCUGACAUGAGUGAGGUCAUCAGCGUUAUCGGAGGAAUCAGUGCCUUCUUCAUCUUUAUCUUUCCUGGGCUUUGCCUGGUAUUCACUAUGCAGUCAGAGCCUGUGUCGCCCAGAGUCAGGGUGGUGUGCACUGUGUGGGGUGUGAUUACUGUAAUUGUUGGAGCCUUCAUUUUUGGACAGAGCACGACCAUUGCCAUUAUGGAGAUCUUCCACAAAUUCUGA
Messenger RNA from Oncorhynchus masou masou (cherry salmon), 1449 nucleotides. Its product is annotated as putative sodium-coupled neutral amino acid transporter 8. The transcript is spliced from 12 exons. Gene Ontology annotation, biological process: amino acid transmembrane transport. Bases 1 to 1449 code for a protein of 482 amino acids. The record is from RefSeq and is a predicted model, not a curated record. Lineage: Eukaryota; Metazoa; Chordata; Actinopteri; Salmoniformes; Salmonidae. Gene Ontology annotation, molecular function: L-amino acid transmembrane transporter activity.